UGUGUGUUUACGUAUUUUCCUUGGGUAAAAAUCAAUUUGGAGUCCAAACCGGUGAACUCUGGUCUUCCGCAGAAAAACCCUAGAAGGAAGGAAAUCGACUGACUGAAGACUCAAGUACAUGGCGGAACUGAGGCUGGGUGUUCUAAUAGACAUUGUAGAUGAAGAAUGGAUGCGAGACACUCUUCCCAAUGAUGAUCUUCCUUUGCCGCCUGUGAUGAUUUCUCGGACAGAUGACACUGAAGAUUCAAUUCAGGAGAACCAACAAGUUGAGGGAGAUACUUGGCAUGAUCUUGCUUUGGGAACUCAUCAAUAAGACUUUGUGGGUGAUACUAGCUACCUUUGAUUCUCAUUGUAACCAAAAACGGUGUUUGAUUUAAUGUAGCUGGUCAUUUCUGUGUGGUUUAA
Camellia sinensis is the source of this 405-nucleotide messenger RNA. NCBI's taxonomy places the organism in Eukaryota, Viridiplantae, Streptophyta, Magnoliopsida, Ericales, Theaceae. The record is from RefSeq and is a predicted model, not a curated record.